Mercenaria mercenaria is the source of this 2727-nucleotide messenger RNA. Its product is annotated as endoplasmic reticulum chaperone BiP-like. The record is from RefSeq and is a predicted model, not a curated record. Bases 222 to 2168 code for a protein of 648 amino acids. Gene Ontology annotation, biological process: cellular response to unfolded protein; endoplasmic reticulum unfolded protein response; protein refolding. NCBI's taxonomy places the organism in Eukaryota, Metazoa, Mollusca, Bivalvia, Venerida, Veneridae. Gene Ontology annotation, cellular component: membrane; nucleus; endoplasmic reticulum chaperone complex. Gene Ontology annotation, molecular function: ATP-dependent protein folding chaperone; heat shock protein binding; ATP hydrolysis activity. The transcript is spliced from 7 exons.
AUUAAAUAACACGACAUCGUUUAGAAAUCAUCACAUAUAAAUACGGGUACGGAUACAGUGAAUUCAAAACUCUAUCUUGAAAGAAAUAAGACACAGAUGCACAGAGGAAACUUGCGAGAACGACAGAACGUAUACAGACUAUAUUGUUGAAAAUAUUAAAGCAGAUCGAGUUCUUAAAUUCAUACCAUUACACAGAGUGCAAGAUAAGUAAAUCCGACAGAAUGUCUAGAAACAUACUGAAAGUUCUAUUGUUGGUGGGUGCUGUGUUUGGCACGAAGGGAGAGAGGGGCGAUGAUUUUGGAACAGUAAUAGGAAUCGAUCUUGGGACAACUUAUUCGUGUGUCGGGGUCUACCAGAAAGGAGGAGUUGAAAUCAUUGCUAACGACCAAGGCAACCGAAUCACACCAUCUUACGUCGCGUUCACUGACGAUGGGGAACGGCUUAUCGGAGAUGCAGCGAAAAACCAGUUGACGUCAAAUCCGACGAAUACGAUAUUUGACGUCAAACGUUUCAUAGGACGAACCUGGGACGACCCCGUCGUGCAGAGAGAUAUGAAAUAUUAUCCUUUCAAAAUCGUAAAUGUUCACAAUAAACCGCAUGUACAGGUCAAAUCAGGAUCAGAGGUAAAAACGUUUUCCCCGGAAGAGAUUUCCGCUACGGUUCUUCGGGAGAUGAAGAAAACUGCUGAGUCAUACCUUGGGCAAAACGUGACGCACGCGGUUGUGACUGUGCCUGCCUACUUUAAUGACGCCCAAAGACGUGCUACAGAAGACGCUGGGAAAAUUGCAGGCCUUAACGUCUUGAGGAUUCUAAACGAACCAACUGCAGCUGCUCUUGCGUACGGACUUGACAAAAGAAGUAAGGACGAACAGAAUAUACUUGUCUUUGAUCUUGGAGGCGGUACCUUUGAUGUUUCUUUGCUUACAAUUGAUAAUGGGGUAUUUGAGGUACUUGCCACUAACGGCGACACACAUCUUGGAGGGGAAGACUUCGACCAGAAAGUGAUGGACUAUUUCAUUAAGCUGAUAAAGAAAAAGACAGGGCGUGACGUACGUACAGAUACACGUGCAAUUCAGAAAUUACGCCGAGAAGUUGAGAAAGGAAAACGUGCAUUGUCGUCAACCCAUCAGACUGUAAUUGAGAUCGAGUCUCUAUUUGAAGGAAACGACUUCCGGGAAACACUUACACGUGCCAAGUUCGAAGAGCUAAAUAACGAGUUGUUCCGUUCGACGUUAACUCCAGUAGGGAAAGUUUUAAAGGAUGGCGGAAUAAAGUCUUCAGAAGUCGAUGAGAUAGUUCUUGUAGGAGGGUCUACAAGGAUACCAAAAGUACAAGAACUUGUGAAGCAGUUCUUCAGUGGAAAGGAACCAAACAGUGGAAUAAAUCCUGACGAGUCUGUAGCUUACGGUGCAGCUGUACAAGGUGGUAUCCUUGGCGGAGUGGAUGAUGACAAUAUUGACCAACUAAUCGUAAUUAAUGUCAACCCUCUCACUCUCGGGAUAGAGACUGUAGGUGGAGUGAUGACCAAACUUAUAGAGCGAAACUCACCUGUACCGACUAGAAAGUCGCAGAUAUUUUCAACAGCUGCUGAUAACCAGCCUGCAGUAUCCAUACAAGUGUUUGAAGGUGAGAGAACUAUGACCAAGAAUAACAACCUUCUAGGAAAAUUUGACUUGACAGGAAUACCCCCUGCCCCAAGGGGUAUUCCACAGAUAGAAGUCUCAUUUGAGAUUGACGCAAAUGGUAUUUUAAGCGUAAGUGCAGAAGAUAAAGGAACGGGACAGAAGAACAAUAUUGUGAUUGAAAACAAUCAGAACAGACUGUCAGAAGAGGAAAUUGAACGAAUGAUUAAAGACGCUGAUAAGUACGCGGAAGAAGACAAAAUUUUAAAAGAAAAAAUAGAUGCAAGAAAUGAAUUGGAAAGUUAUAUAUAUUCUUUGAAAAAUCAGAUAAAUGACUCGGAAAAGCUUGGUGGUAAAUUGUCAGCAGACGAUAAAACUGUGAUUGAGAAUGAGUUAAAUGACCAAGCUGUUUGGUUAGAAAAUAAUUCAGAUGCCGAAACAGAGGAGUAUAAAGAGCAAAAGAAACAAUUAGAUGAUGUUGUACAACCUAUUGUGAAACAUUUAUACGAAAAUACGGGUAACAGUUCUGAACGUGAAGAAUUGUAAUUUGAAAAUUAUAAUCCUGAUAUCUGUGAUGUUUAAAACUCUUAUUUAGGUGUUGUUUUGUAUACAUUUGUAUUGUCAUUGUGUAAAACACGUUGUUGUUGUUUUGUUUUGUUUUUGACGUGGAUUGCUCAUCUUCAGUACGGGUUUCACAUGUGCAAUUUAUUAAACCCAUAUACACUGCCAGAUAGUGUGUAUAAUUGUUGAUAAGUGACAAUGAGUUGAAACAAGUUACAAUGAGUAGGUAUAAGUUACAGUGAGUAGAUAUAUCGUCACCUUAGCGCAAAAGGUGAAUAUGUUCUUCUUUAAGCCAAUGGAGUUAUCCACUUUUUGCACUGAGGUGACGAUAUGUCAUGAACUAUAUGACUUACGUUUUUCUAGUGUAGAAAUCAAUGUUUAUUUGUCGAAAAUGUUAAUUCAAUAAUUAUAAAUGUAUGUUCUAGAAUGCAAAUUUACAUAUUAAUUCGUGAAUAUAAAUGUCAUGAUCUACUUAAAUUUUAAAAUCAUUUAAUGUAUUUUUGCAAAUAAAUUGCACUUUAAAAAUAAAAUGUUUAUAUUUUAA